GAAAGCGGAACCUUAAUGUGACUCAGGUCUCCAGUCGGAACUUUAUGGUGUAACAUCCAGUCGUUGCUCGGUGUAGCCGGUAAUUGUUUCAUCGGUAACCAAGCAACAAUGUCUUCGGUUGAGUGUUUGAGAGAGUUCGUCAACGAGCGACUAUCUGCUGCUGCUGAAGAAAUAUUCGGAGUUUUUAAAAGAACCGUCGUCGAGUACCAGGAAGAGAUCGACCGGCAGCGCAGAAUGUUGGAUGUUUUUUGGAAACCCGACGUGAAGUUACACAGGAUAAAGCUCCCACAGCCACGUGUGUGUACGGAGGAGGAGGUUCUCGGUGACCAGCAGCUCUGUCUCCAGGAGAGGAACCCCAGUGUGGACCAAGAGGACCCAGAUCCUCCACAGAUUAAAGAGGAACAGGAGGGACUCUGCAGCAGUCAGGAGGGAGAGCAGCUUGAACCGAAGCAGGAGACCUUCAUGUUGACUCCUACUUGUGAGGAAAGAGACCACGGUGAAGACCAACUUCUGGAUUUGUGUACUGACGAAACACAGACUGUGGUACAGGAAACAUCUCUAGGCUACAUUUCAGUUGAAAGCGCCGCUGUAGUUGAACCAAGCAAUGACCACCAGCUUCUCUCUCACAACUCUCAUGUAUCUGAUGGCAAAGAUCAGAAAAGAGUCAAACGUAGUUUAACAUCAAGCAAGGAGCAAACUCCUCCAGGUGAGAAGCCACUUUUAUGCAAAAAAUGUGGGAAAUACUUUAAACAUAAAAAUAGCUUGUUGUCCCACGUGAAAAGAGCUCACAGUAUUGAUCAACCAUAUGUAUGCAACACCUGUGGGAGAAGAUUCGUUCACGAGUCUGUAUUUAAGACUCAUGAAAGAGUUCAUAGUGAUGAGAAGGCAUUUUCUUGCAAAACAUGUGGGAAAACAUUCAAAUUUAGUAGUAGCUUAAAAGUCCACAUGGAAAUUCACUCUGGUGAAAGGCCAUAUUCCUGCAACACAUGUGGGAAAACAUUCAAUGGUAAAUCACAUUUAAAGCUUCAUACAAGGAUCCACACUGGGGAGAAGCCAUAUUCCUGCAACACAUGUGGGAAAACAUUCACUCAGUCAUCACAUUUGAAGUAUCAUACAAGAACCCACUCCAAUGAGAAUCCAUAUUCCUGUACAAUGUGAAAAAGAGGUUUCUCGAGUUCUAGUAACUUAUUUGUCCACAUGAAAAGAACACACACGGGUGAAAUGUCAUAGAUGCAACUCCUGUGAGGAACUAUUCUGAUCAAUUUUUAAGAUUAGAAAGGCUGAAGCUUUCUAUUAGAACGGAACAUGAAUGCUGCAUUUGAAGAACAAGAAAAGUGCAGAUUCAUCAAAUAAGCUAAUUUACAACCUGCUACAGAUAGGAGCCAUUAUAAGUAGAAUUCAAGUGCUACAAUUUGUUUUGUGUCUUUUAGUCAAAGUAUAGUAUGAAGAGCUUUGUCUUUAGUUUGCAGCAGAAGAUGUAAAGACUCUGCGCUCCUGGUGUGUAUUUCAGUAAUCUCUUCUGACAGGCAUAACCGUCAGCCAAAACCCGACUGGAUGAGCGUUCACUCAUUAAAUGAAUACUUGCGGUUAAAGAAUUUACUGUUAUUCCCCAAAUCUUUAAAACAAUUUUUGUUGCACAUUAGGUGAACAUAUCCUGCAAAUGUUUCCCUUGUUUGAUAAAUAUAUUCAUCUAAAAAAAAUAAAAUCAAUCUUGGAAAUUC
Gasterosteus aculeatus aculeatus (three-spined stickleback) is the source of this 1721-nucleotide messenger RNA. RefSeq lists its product as uncharacterized. Lineage: Eukaryota; Metazoa; Chordata; Actinopteri; Perciformes; Gasterosteidae. Gene Ontology annotation, cellular component: nucleus. The record is from RefSeq and is a predicted model, not a curated record. Gene Ontology annotation, biological process: regulation of gene expression.